Molecule: messenger RNA, 4313 nt
Organism: Archocentrus centrarchus (flier cichlid)
Lineage: Eukaryota; Metazoa; Chordata; Actinopteri; Cichliformes; Cichlidae
Gene: npc1
Product: Niemann-Pick disease, type C1
Biological process (GO): sterol transport; intestinal cholesterol absorption; cholesterol homeostasis
Cellular component (GO): plasma membrane
Molecular function (GO): lipid carrier activity; cholesterol binding
Source: RefSeq, a predicted model, not a curated record
UCGGGCGCCGGGAUGGGGCUCUUGGCAGGGAGAAGCUUCUUUUUAAAUCUGCUAUUCUUCGUUGUUCUCCUGGCCGAGGGAUAUUUUAGAUCGUAUCAUGUUGCAGCCCAACACUGCGUGUGGUACGGUGAGUGUGGUGAGUCAAAGCUGCCUGGAAAAAAGUACAACUGCUACUACCCUGGUCCCCCUAUCCCGCUCAAACCUGAGGGUUAUCAGCUUCUCACGGAGCUUUGUCCUGCAUAUGACUAUGGAAACAAAAGUCUCUGCUGUGAUGUCGACCAGUUGCACACCCUCAAGGACAGUCUCCAGCUGCCACUUCAGUUCCUGUCUCGGUGUCCGGCCUGUUUCUUCAAUUUCAUGACCCUGUUCUGUGAGCUGACAUGCAGCCCCCACCAGAGUCAGUUUAUGAAUGUCACCAAGGUUAAUGGCUCUGAUGUAUUGGAAGUGCAGUACUACAUUGGACAAACAUUUUCUAAUGCCAUGUACAAUGCAUGUAAGGAUGUCCAGACACCGUCUAGCAACCAGAAGGCCUUAUCGGUACUGUGUGGCAAGGAUGCAAAAGACUGCAAUGCUACCAACUGGAUCCAGUACAUGUUCAGUACUGACAAUGGACAGGCGCCUUUUCCCAUCGAUCCAAUAUUCAACGAUAGCGCUUCAUCUGAUUACACUCCCAUGAACAACCAGACAUAUGGCUGCAAUGAGGGCCUAGAUGAUGGUUCAGGUCCCUGCUCCUGUCAGGACUGCACUCAGUCCUGUGGCCCCAAACCCGUACCCCCUCCUCUCCCACCUCCAUGGACCAUCCUUGGUAUCGAUGCCAUGGUCCUCAUCAUGUGGCUGUCUUACAUGGCCUUCCUGCUCAUCUUUCUUGGACUUCUUCUGGGUGUGUGGUGUUACAGGAAAAGGACUAUCACAUCUGAGUAUGGCCCCAUUUUGGACAGUAAUAACCCGCUGUCUCUUAACAGUGAUAAUCCUGACCAAGUAAAUGCAUCAUGCUGUGAAAUGCUGGGUGAACGUUUUGAGAGUGUCCUGCGGACCUUCUUCAGCUCUUGGGGUUCCUUCUGCGUGAGGCAUCCAUUUCUGGUCAUCUUGAGCUGCCUGGCACUGGUGGCAGUCUCAGCUGGGGGCCUGUGCUAUAUGCGCAUCACCACUGACCCCGUUGAGCUCUGGUCAUCUCCCAGCAGCCAAGCUCGUCAAGAGAAGGAUUACUUCGACAAGCACUUUGGACCAUUCUAUAGAACCGUGCAGCUCAUCAUAACUACUCCACUCAAUUGCAGUACCACCUGGGUUCCAUUUAAUGGAGGAGCAGCUGUCCCAUUCAGUGCUGUCCUGAACAAAGACAUCCUGCACCAGGUGCUGGAUCUGCAGCUUAAAAUUGAAGGCCUUGUAGCCACACAUGAAGACCAAAAUGUCACGCUGAAGGACAUCUGCUUUGCUCCUCUGGCUCCAUAUAAUGACAACUGUACAGUCUUUAGUGUCCUGAACUACUUCCAGAACAGCCACACUGUGCUGAAUCACACUGUAGCAGAUGAAUUUUAUCUCUAUGCUGACUAUCACGACCACUUCCUCUACUGUGUCAGUGCACCGGCUACCCUCAAUGACACCACUAGGCUUCAUGAUAGUUGUUUAGGCACCUUUGGUGGCCCCAUCUUCCCUUGGCUUGCAUUGGGGGGUUACGACGACACAAACUACAACAAUGCCACUGCUCUUGUGAUCACCUUGCCACUCAACAACUAUUUGAAUGACACCGUCAGAUUGGACAAAGCUCGGGCGUGGGAGAAAGAAUUCAUCGCAUUUAUGAAGAACUUCAGCAACCCCAACCUCACCAUCGCUUCACUGCAGAGAGGAGCAGAAGAUGAAAUCAACAGAGAGAGCAACAGCGACAUCAGCACUGUAGUCCUCAGCUAUGCCAUUAUGUUCAUCUACAUUUCCCUGGCCCUGGGUCACAUCCCAAGCUUCAGAAGACUGCUGGUGGACUCUAAGAUUUCCCUGGGUAUAGCAGGUAUCCUGAUUGUGCUGAGCUCUGUGGCCUCCUCACUGGGGAUCUUCAGCUAUGCUGGUGUCCCGCUCACGCUCAUUGUGAUCGAGGUCAUUCCCUUCCUUGUGCUGGCUGUUGGAGUGGACAACAUCUUUAUUAUAGUACAGACCUACCAGCGGGAUGAGCGGUUGUCACAGGAAGAACUUCACCAGCAGAUCGGUCGUAUUCUUGGAGACAUCGCCCCUAGCUUGUUCUCUCUCCUCUUCUUGAGGACCGUCGCCUUUUUCCUGGGGGCCCUGUCCAACAUGCCGGCAGUGAGGACAUUCUCCAUGUUUGCUGGCUUGGCUGUUUUUAUUGAUUUCCUGUUGCAGAUCAGCUGCUUUGUCAGUUUGCUCGGUUUGGACGCUAAAAGACAGGAGGGGAAUCGACUUGACAUCCUCUGCUGUGCAGCACUGCCAGAAGGCCAGGAAACCAAAACAGACAGCCUCCUGUUCUUUUUUCAAGAAGUCUUCGCUCCAUUCAUCCUCACGGAGUGGGUGCGAGUGAUCAUAGUGGCAGUGUUUGUGGGAAUGCUGUCCUUCAGUAUUGCUGUGGUGAAUAAAGUAGAGAUUGGACUCGACCAGAAGUUAUCAAUGCCUGAUGACUCAUAUGUGCUGGAAUACUUCAAGAACAUGAGCGAGUAUCUCCACACAGGAGCACCGGUUUACUUUGUGGUAGAGGAAGGUCUCAACUACAGUAGCCCAGAGGGUCAGAAUGCCGUGUGUGGAGGGGUGGGCUGUAACAACAACUCCCUGGUCCAGCAGGUCUACAGUGCCUCACUUAUCAGCAACUACUCAACCAUUGCCAGCACACCAUCCUCCUGGCUGGAUGAUUACUUUGACUGGGUGAAGCCUCAGUCCACAUGCUGUCGGUAUUACAACAACACUGGGACCUUCUGCAAUGCCUCAGUGGUAAACUCGUCCUGUGUAUCCUGUCGGCCGAUGACUCCCAGUGGAAAACAGAGGCCUGAGGGAGAAGACUUCAUGCGCUUUUUACCCAUGUUCCUGUCAGACAACCCCAAUUUCAAAUGUGGAAAGGGUGGCCAUGCAGCCUAUGCCACAGCAGUUGACGUGUAUCCCAACAACACAGGGGUAGGAGCCACUUACUUCAUGACUUACCACACCAUCCUAAAGGAGUCCCCAGACUACAUAGAGGCUCUGAUGAUGGCUCGAGUCCUGGCUGACAAUAUCACCCAGUCCAUUGACCACAAAGUUUUUGCCUACAGUGUCUUCUACGUGUUUUACGAGCAGUAUCUCACCAUCGUGCACGACACGGCUCUGAACCUGUGUGUCUCGCUGGCAGCCAUAUUUGUGGUGACCACGGUGCUGCUGGGCUUCGAGCUGUGGGCAGGCGUGCUGGUCAGCUGUACCAUUGCGAUGAUCCUGGUCAACAUGUUUGGCGUCAUGUGGCUGUGGGGCAUCAGCCUCAAUGCAGUAUCUCUUGUGAACCUGGUUAUGACCUGUGGGAUCUCUGUGGAGUUCUGCAGUCACAUUGUGCGAGCUUUUACCGUCAGUGUGAAGAAGAACAGAGUGGAGCGUGCUGAGGAGGCCCUUGCUCACAUGGGCAGCUCAGUAUUCAGUGGGAUCACAUUAACAAAGUUUGGAGGUAUCUUAAUUUUGGCACUCUCCAAGUCGCAGAUCUUCCAGGUCUUCUAUUUUAGGAUGUACUUGGCCAUAGUGCUGCUGGGGGCGGCGCACGGCCUCAUCUUCCUCCCUGUACUGCUCAGUUAUAUAGGUCCGUCAGUGAACAAAGCAAAGGUGUUUGCCGCUAACAGGCGCCAUGCUGGCACAGAAAGGGAAUGCCUACUCAACUACUAGCAGCCUGCUUGGGCCAAUGAACAAUGAACUAUUUGUUUCUGAGCAACGUGUGUGGGUGUGAGCACGAGCAAUUUCUGUGAUCACUGACAUGCUCAUCGUCAUUGCCACUACUAUGCAUGGAUUUAACUCAGGAAUAUAUGUGGGGAUAGAAGUGCCAGAAGCCUUGUCCAACUACAUACAUACUGACUUUCCUCAGAAGACUUUAAAUCCCACCAAUCCUCCUCUUCCACCUCCUCACACUACAGGAUAAGUAUGACUUCAGAGUUUGAAGCAUGAGCAACACCCCCACAGAACAGACACUUUGCCAGUCUGGAUGUGGGAGAUGACCACCCCCGGCAUCAUUUUACAGACAAACUCUCAAUCAGUUCCAAACAGUAUGUGUGGUUCUGAUUUGAGAAAACUAAGAAGGGGUAAAACUUAUUACAUUUUUUAAAUGUGUAUAUAUAACAGAAAAACAUGGUUUAAUUUUUUUUUUUUUUUUU